AUGAUUUCCGGAAUCGCCCACAUCAACCUCACAAUCCCUCGGGGUACAUUAGAACAAGCCGAGGAGUUCUACGGGACAACUCUCGGACUCACUUCGGCACCGGUACCGGAGCUCCAGAAGGGGACAAUCUUAUGGUUCGACAUCGGCUCUAGCGGACAGCAAGUGCAUAUUAGCUUCGGUGCAACUGAUCCCCAAGCUACCCGGCACCCAUGCUUCAAGCUGUCUUCCCGUGAGGAACUAGAGGAGAUUAAAGGAAGCAUCUAUGAUCAUCAUGUGCGUGGUGGUCCUGCAGCCCCAAUGGCUGCUGAUAAGCCUGGUGAGGUGAACUCUGGGACUCAAGGGAAAGAAUAUCCUACGCGGUUCUUCGCUCGGGAUUUCGGGGGGAACUUGCUUGAAUUUACUAUGUAA
Molecule: messenger RNA, 408 nt
Organism: Penicillium concentricum
Lineage: Eukaryota; Fungi; Ascomycota; Eurotiomycetes; Eurotiales; Aspergillaceae
Product: putative glyoxalase family protein
Exons: 3
Coding region: 1-408 (135 amino acids)
Source: RefSeq, a predicted model, not a curated record